AAAUUCUAUUCACUGAAACAAACAUGGUACAAACAUCUCCCACCAAGCCCUCCUACACUUCCUAUAAUUGGCCAUUUACAUCUUCUAAAUGAGCCUAUCCACAGAACUGUGCAUAGCUUAUCAAAUAAGUAUGGCCCAAUCGUUUCCCUCAAAUUUGGUUUUCGCAAUGUUGUCCUCAUAUCAUCGCCAACCUUGCUCGAAGACUGCUUUAGUAAAAACGACGUUGUCUUAGCUAAUAGGCCUCGUCUUCUGGCUGGUAAAUAUCUAGACUAUAACUACACCGCAAUAGGUUCUUCCUCUUGGCCACAUUGGCGUAACCUUCGUCGCAUUUCAGCUCUUGAAAUUUUCUCAACGAAUAAACUCAACAUGUGCAUGAGCAUCAGACAAGAAGAAGUUAGAAUCUUUCUCAAGAGUCUCUUGGAAAAUUCGCGCACGAAUUUUGCAAAAGUGGAGAUGAAGUCGAGGCUUUCAGAGCUAUCAUUUAACAUUAUAAUGAGGAUGAUUUCAGGGAAGCGAUAUUUUGGAGUAGAAGUGGAAAAUUUGGAGGAGGCAAAACGCUUUCGCAAUAUUAUAAGUGAGAUUUUUGAAGUGAGUGGAUCAUCAAAUCCGGGGGACUUUCUUCCAAUCCUACAGUGGAUUGAUUUUCAGGGAGUAGAGAAGAGGAUGUUGAGAUUGAUGAAAAAAUCAGAUGAAUUUGCUCAAGGUUUGAUAGAUGAGCAUCGAAAUAACAAGGAAUCUUGCUCACAAGAACAAGGAAGGACUAAGACAAUGAUUGAUAAUAUGCUCUCUUUACAAGAAUCUGAACCUGAGAACUAUUCUGAUGAAAUCAUCAAAGGCCUCUUACUGACAAUUAUAGUUGCGGGCACAGAUACAUCAGCAGCAACAAUUGAGUGGACUAUGUCUCUUUUGCUUAACCAUCCCGAGGUACUAAAGAAGACUAGAGUCGAGGUGGACAAAAUUGUUGGUCAAAACCGAUUGGUAGACGAGUCCGAUUAUCUCAACUUGCCAUACUUGCAAAGCAUCAUAAAUGAAUCAAUGCGAUUGAAGCCAGCAGCACCACUUUUAGCACCUCACCAAUCAUCUGAUGACUGUAUUAUUGGAGGCUAUGAUAUACCGCGAGACACAAUGGUGCUAGUCAAUGCUUGGGCUAUUCAUAGAGAUCCCAAGAUGUGGGAGGACCCAACAAGUUUCAGGCCAGAGAGAUUUGAAGGUUUAGAUGCUAAUGCAUAUAAAUUGAUUCCAUUUGGGUUGGGCAGGAGGGCAUGUCCUGGAGCUAAUCUGGCAAAUAGAGUGGUGGGAUUGGCCUUGGCUUCAUUAAUUCAAUGCUUUGAAUGGAAAAGGCCCAGUGAAGAGUUAGUGGAUAUGUCUGAAGGGACAGGACUCACUAUGCCUAAAGCACAACCAUUGGAAGCCUUAUGCAAAACACGUGAAUCCAUGAUUAAUGUCUUCAAGGAGCUAUAAUUAGUGUUUGAUUGCCUUUUGUUUUUUCAAAUAAUUAUGCAGAAGAAAAUAAAUGAGUGGACUAUAAUCGUUUGAUCAUUGUACAAAUUAAUUAUCUUAUCACUUUGUUUCACUUGUGUGAUCUUCUUAGUGGGAGGCUCUACUUAAAGAGUUGUGGUCCAUUUGGUCUUAAUCUUUUUGCAAUAGUGAUGGAAUGUCGUGGGGACUUGGCUAAUCCUUUUUGUCUCUACCUGCAUUUGCUGAA
Hevea brasiliensis (rubber tree) is the source of this 1705-nucleotide messenger RNA. RefSeq names its product cytochrome P450 81Q32. Lineage: Eukaryota; Viridiplantae; Streptophyta; Magnoliopsida; Malpighiales; Euphorbiaceae. Gene Ontology annotation, molecular function: iron ion binding; monooxygenase activity; oxidoreductase activity, acting on paired donors, with incorporation or reduction of molecular oxygen. The record is from RefSeq and is a predicted model, not a curated record.